AGAUCCCAAACUGAAGCUUCCACAUUUCAAAAUGCCUUCUCGGAAAAUCAAACUGACCAGUUCGCAGCUCAAAUAUAUGGACUUGAUAAUGGCCCACAUGUGCCGGGGCAAGUUUACUAAGGCUUCUCGAUUAAUGGAUAUGGUCAGCCGCUCCAAGCACAAGUUUGCGCCCAUCCAUGAGGCCAUUCUGCGCAAGAUGUUGAAACUCAUGAUUGAUCCGAACUAUGGGAAGCGGCGCAGCCGGCGUUCAAUCGAAACCGAUAAUCAACCGAACUUUGAGGAAAUAGGGAUAGCCAGGAUGGAAACGACUCCACAAACGCUGUACAAGGAGAAAAUGCGUCCGUUCCACCAACACUUUCAAAUGGUCCAACCGGGACCGACCGAAGAGAUCACCAUUGGUUUGCUCGCCCUCUAUGCGGUAAUCAUCUUUCUCGGGAUCCUGUUAGAAACAGAUUUAUUUUGAAGUUUCGGAGAUUCCUGGCCAUCUUCCUAAUUUAAUUCUGUUUAACCUCAAAUUAGUUUGUUGUUCAAAAACUUAAAUAUAGUUUAAUGUUUAUUAA
Messenger RNA from Drosophila sechellia, 560 nucleotides. RefSeq lists its product as uncharacterized. NCBI's taxonomy places the organism in Eukaryota, Metazoa, Arthropoda, Insecta, Diptera, Drosophilidae. The coding region runs from base 32 to 463 and encodes 143 amino acids. The transcript is spliced from 2 exons. The record is from RefSeq and is a predicted model, not a curated record.